GGUGGAAUAUGCCAGAAGAAACAGCUAAGGGCUGGUGCCUCAUUGCUGCUUCCUUCUUCCCCUUCAACCCUCAGGCAAAACCCAAGCCCUGCCGACACGGCAGUGCUGAGCAUGCUGUCGUUCAUAGGUGGGGGAUUCCGAGGAAGGAGGCUGCUGGUGGAAACCCAGAAUCAGGAGACUUCGAGACCAGGCGUCGACGCAGGCGCGGCUGUUGAGCGCCGAGCAGUCGAUGGAGAUGGUGGCCUCGACCGCUUGAGGGGUCGUGGAGGCCCCGAGCUCGGGUCGGAGAACUGGACAGGCCUUCGCGGCUGUGGGACCGGGAAAGGACUCCUACUCCAGAGAGGAUACCUCAUCCAGGGCCGUGAUGCCACUUCCCCAUCACUUGUGUGCUGCUUGGUUAAGCUAAUGCUGCGGAUCCCUUGUCUCUUGUGGAGGAAUCAAGCUGACUCUUGGCAUGAGGACCCUGCCUUGCGGGGGUUGAGAGUGACACUGCCAUGGCUUCUCUGGAUGACCCAGGGGAAGUGAGGGAGGGCUUCCUCUGCCCUUUGUGCCUGAAGGACCUGCAGUCUUUCUAUCAGCUGCAGUCACAUUAUGAGGAAGAGCACUCUGGGGAAGACCGUGAUGUCAAAGGGCAAAUUAAAAGUCUUGUCCAGAAGGCUAGGAAAGCAAAGAACAGGCUGUUGAAACGAGAAGGAGAUGACCGAGCUGAAUCAGGGACCCAAGGUUAUGAGUCUUUCAGCUAUGGAGGGGUUGAUCCUUACAUGUGGGAACCCCAGGAGCUUGGUGCUGUGAGAAGCCAUCUUUCCGACUUCAAAAAACACCGAGCUGCCAGAAUUGACCACUAUGUCGUUGAAGUCAAUAAAUUAAUAAUCAGGUUAGAGAAGCUCACUGCAUUUGACAGAACAAAUACUGAGUCUGCGAAGAUCCGAGCAAUAGAAAAGUCCGUGGUGCCUUGGGUCAACGACCAGGAUGUCCCCUUCUGUCCAGACUGUGGGAAUAAGUUCAGCAUCCGCAACCGCCGCCACCACUGCCGCCUCUGUGGGUCUAUUAUGUGCAAGAAGUGUAUGGAGCUCAUCAGCCUUCCCUUGGCAAACAAGCUCACCAGUGCCAGCAAGGACUCCCUGAGCACUCAUACCAGCCCCAGCCAGUCACCCAACAGUGUCCACGGCUCCCGCCGGGCCAGUAUCAGCAGCGUGAGCAGCGUGAGCUCUGUCCUGGACGAGAAGGAUGACGACCGGAUCCGCUGCUGUACACACUGCAAGGACACACUACUCAAGAGAGAGCAGCAGAUCGAUGAGAAGGAGCACACCCCUGACAUCGUGAAGCUCUACGAGAAAUUACGACUUUGCAUGGAGAAAGUUGACCAAAAAGCUCCUGAAUACAUCAGGAUGGCAGCAUCAUUAAAUGCUGGAGAGACAACCUACAGUCUGGAACAUGCCAAUGACCUUCGAGUGGAAGUGCAGAAAGUGUAUGAGCUAAUAGACGCUUUAAGUAAGAAGAUCUUAACCUUAGACUUGAAGCAGGACCCUCCACCGCAUCCAAACACUUUACGGCUACAGAGGAUGAUCAGAUACUCAGCUACGCUUUUUGUGCAGGAAAAGUUGCUUGGUUUGAUGUCACUGCCAACCAAAGAACAGUUUGAGGAACUGAAAAAGAAAAGGAAGCAGGAAGUGGAGAGGAAGAAGAUCCUGGAGAGACGGGCUGCCCUGGAAUCCCAGCGAAGGCUUGAGGAAAGGCGCAGUGACCUGGUGUCUCAUGCGACCAACGGGGAGGUGGUGUCCCUUCGCGGGGGCCAUGCCCCGUUGAGAAAGGCUGAGGGCUGGCUCCCGCUCUCUGGAGGUCAAGGGCAGGUCGAAGACUCGGACCCACUCCUCCAGCAGAUCCACAACAUCACAUCCUUUAUCAGGCAGGCUAAGGCCGCGGGCCGGAUGGAUGAAGUGCGUACGCUGCAGGAGAACCUGCGCCAACUGCAGGACGAGUAUGACCAGCAGCAGACAGAGAAGGCCAUUGAGUUGUCCCGGAGGCAGGCCGAGGAGGAGGACCUGCAGCGGGAACAGCUGCAGAUGCUGAGGGAACGCGAGCGGGAACGAGAACGGGAGCAGUUCCAGGCGGCAUCUCUGCACACGCGGACUCGGUCCCUGGACUUCCGAGAAAUCAGGCCUUUUCAGUUGGAGCCAGGCAGAGAGCCUCGCAACCACCUUGCUCAUGCCUUGGAUCUGGGCUGUUCCCCAGCUCAGAGCAGUGCGGCACCCAAGACCCCUUCACCCAGCUCGGCUCUCGAGCCCAUCAGACUGUGGUCUGGGCCCCCAGCCCUUGGCCAGGAAUUCUUCCCCCAGAGCACCACGUCGCAGCACAAUGAGGUGCCCUCCCUAAAUCCCUUUGAUGAGGAAGACCUCUCCAGCCCUGCAGCAGAGGGCACGGCCAGCCCUCCUGCUGCAGAGCCUCCUCUCGGCCCUCCAGCCUGUGUCCUCAAGGAGUACAAUCCUUUUGAGGAGGAGGAGGAAGAGGAGGCAGUGGCAGGGAAUCCCUUCACUAGCCCAGACAGCCCAGCCCCCAGCCCCUUUGACGAGGAAGAUGGGCAUCCCCCUCAGAGACCCUCAGGACCUCCUGUUCCUGGCAGCCCCUUCGAGGAGGCCCCCUGUACUAACCCGUUCGAGAUGGACAGUGAGAGCGGGCAGGAGGGCGAGGAGCCCAUAGAGGAGGAGCUCCUCCUCCAGCAGAUCGACAACAUCAAGGCGUACAUCUUCGAUGCCAAGCAGUGCGGCCGCCUGGACGAGGUGGAGGUGCUGACGGAGAACCUGAGGGAGCUGAAGCACACCCUGGCCAAACAGAAGAGGGGUGCCGACUGACCAUGAUGGGCAGGGCGCCUUUGGGGCCUGGCAGGAGCCAGGGGAGCAGGAGGGAGGGCUGCUGGAGUUGAUGGACAAGGAGGAAGGGCGAGAUUUAAGCUGCACGCAGGUCAGCGGGGGAGGAAUCUGCUGUUUCGUGCUGUGCACUUGGAGCUUUUUCCAUGAUAGUUGAAUAAUAAAAUGGGAACUAGAACAGGAAGAAUCAGCAUGCAUUUGCUGUUUUUCCUGUUUUUUUUGUUUUUUUUUUUUUAUAAUUGGGUUUUCCCUUUAGAAGGGAAUUUAAAACUUCACUGCCGAGAUAUAACUAAGCGCAGUUCUGUUGGGCCCUGGGCAGAAAUGGCUACUGUGUACCUCUUGCAGCCAUUUGCUCCUGCCUGGUGUUUGGUCAUUAUGCAGUAUUAUAGGGCAGCCUUAUAUAGGGCCCUUCCUUUAGCCAAGACAGACAAGAUAGAGUCCUGUAAAUUUUACUCGGCUCUGGAGGAAGUCUGUCCCCAUUAGGGUAUUAUGUUGCUUUUACCUGGGACUUCCACUGCUCUACUGGGCACAUUCUGCCUGUACAAUGGAAGGGGGAGGUCUUGCUAUGAAGGCAGUAUUUAAGACCCAGGAAAGCCCAGCACCUCUUCUUAAGAGUGGGUAAUGGUGGUGAGGUUUCACCGGGGUCUGUUUCCCUCUUUGACUUCUUGUUUGUCUCUUUCAGGAAGUUAAACUCCCAGUGCAGGGGUAUCACUGUGAGUCUGAUCGUGAACUUUUUACAAAACAGGAGUGGGUAACUUUUUGGUUGAUGGAGGUGGUAUAAUUUGGGAGAAGAGUCUCUAUCCAAGUGUGGCUCUGUGGAACUGAAUGACCGCUGGGACAAUUGUCUGUCCCCAGAGAAAGCUUCCUCUAGAGCUUUGGCAAAAUAACUCUGAGCUGGGCUUUUUCAGACUUUUUCAUAGUUUAGGAAUUGGUGACCAGGAAGCUCUUGUGGAACAUUGUCAGAAGAAUUAAAGCUCCCCUGAGUCAGAAGGUCAAUUAAAAUAACUUCCAAGGCUAGUUGAUGAGCCUUCUUCCUUUUUGGUUCAUCUUGUGCUGACCGUGGACACUGGUGAGAUAUUUUUUUACCAAUGUUUAGUAUUAAGAAACUGAAAUGGGGAAUUCCCUGAUGAUUCAGUGGUUAGGACUCGGCGCUUUCAUUGCUGACGGCACGGGUUCAAUCCCUGAUCAAGGAACUAAGAUCCUGCACAGUGCACCGCAUGGCUGGGGAAAAAAAAAAAGAAACUGAAAUGUUUGAAAGAGGCACAACCCAGGAUCAUUUUGGUAGAAUCGCAGUACUUGAACUCUUCACCAAUUAAGGGCAAAAAGGGAAAUUGUUAAUUUAGCUCUGGUGCUUAGGUUUACAGGAACAUAACCCUUAACUGACAUCUGCCAUCUUGAUACCCAAGUGUGCUCAGCUCUGGGUAGAGUUCCUGCAAUUAUGCUUGUUAACUACUGAACAAUAACUGACCACUAGUCACUUUAUACCCCUUAACUAACUCUGGGUCAUACUCUCAAUGGUUAAUGGUGUGAGAGUUGAAAUUCACUUUGUUACAUUCUGGGACGACCUCUCUUGAUCUUGGGAAGGUCUGAAAAACAUUGUGGUGUAAAGGUAAUCUGUUUUUGUAUUGACACUAUUCACAUUUCUUUAGCACCUGCUGGAUCUUUGGGCUGAAUGAGGGGGUCCUGUAUGGGGAUGUGGGAAUGGGGAGUGGGUGGGUGGAGGGUGUGUGGAGGACCCCUCGAGUCUGGGUUCUCUUCACAAAGGAAUGUGAGUGGGUUUGAGGUCAGCCAGUUACCAACCUUGCUGAUUGUCAUGGUUUUGGGAAGUUGGCCGUCAGGCAUAUAAAAUGUUGCCCGGUACAGGCAUUUUUUCUUCCUCAGGGUCAUUGCCCUUCAUGCUGUUACUCUGGAGGGAUUUAUGGAUGGCUGCAUGCUCCUCCCUGCUCAGUCUGUCUUUUCUCUUUGACUGAAGAGAAGGAAGCUCUCUGUGCCGAAAAGCAGGUAGUUCCAAAAGCUAAAUGCUGGUCUCCCUCAUGAUUACUUUUCUAAUGAGAAUAUAUCUCUUUUAGUUAGCUGGUGGUUUCAAUUAAGACUAGUUUACCAAACAUACCCUUUCUCUGAAAUCAAUUGCAGGUGGCAAUGUAUAAGUAACUAAGAGCAUUGAGAGCCACUAAUAUAAGAAACAUGUUUUUAAGCUAAAAAAAAGAAAUUUUUUAACUGAAUAUACUAAAUCAAACUAAAACCCUCUGAUGUGAUUGAAUUCUUCCACGGCUGUAUGUUUCCAUUUAAUUCUUCCAUGGCUAUAUUCUCCUAUAAUCACAGACAUGACCGGAGUUAGAAUUCUCUAUCCCUCGGAAUUCACACGGGCACAAAGUUGGAUUUACAGGGAUGGGUUAACGUCAGGGAAGAGAUGGCCUAUGAAUUGCAACCACAACUUCAGGUUUUUGCCUCGUGUGAAUAGUUCCCCCGUCCUGCAGUCCUUCAUCGCAAACAGCUCCAUCUCAUCGGAAAAUGGGCAAGUCCUUGAUACGGCGUUGGCAGAUGUCCCUAGACACAGAUCAUGUAUGCAAGAGACUUUGGGGAUUCAGGCAUCAAAUGAAGCUGGCUUUUCCCUGUUAUGCCUUGUCUGUAUUUUCCCUUGUCUAAUACACUAAGGACGCUUACUCGUUAUGCUUGCUGCUCAAUGUGUCUCUUCUGUUCAGAUACUAAAAUGUACCUGAAUCAAUCAAGAGCCACGUGGUAGGUUGGACGUUGGCAUAGGUGAUGGGACUCGGUGAGAAGCUGGUCUCUUUACCAGGUCACAGACUGUGGUAGUAGAUUAUGUUGGUCAUCUGACAGUGACAGACAGUUUGAAGGUCAUUGAUUUGCAUGCACUACUCUGAGGCCUUGUAUUGGAACCUUUUUUAAAAAAAUAAAAUAACAUG
Globicephala melas (long-finned pilot whale) is the source of this 5788-nucleotide messenger RNA. It is a transcript of the gene RBSN, whose product is annotated as rabenosyn, RAB effector. Lineage: Eukaryota; Metazoa; Chordata; Mammalia; Artiodactyla; Delphinidae. The record is from RefSeq and is a predicted model, not a curated record. Gene Ontology annotation, molecular function: metal ion binding.